Molecule: messenger RNA, 7464 nt
Organism: Magallana angulata
Lineage: Eukaryota; Metazoa; Mollusca; Bivalvia; Ostreida; Ostreidae
Product: transient receptor potential cation channel subfamily M member 1-like
Exons: 27
Coding region: 569-5602 (1677 amino acids)
Biological process (GO): protein tetramerization; monoatomic cation transmembrane transport
Cellular component (GO): membrane
Molecular function (GO): monoatomic cation channel activity
Source: RefSeq, a predicted model, not a curated record
UUCUAUAUUUGGAACUGUCUAAUGUCUAUGCAGUUGUUCGUAAAUCUUGCCGUCUGACCACAAAUUAAUGAGUUUAGAAUGAGUGUAGAUGAAGUUUAGAUCUUAUUAUAGAAUGUUAUGACACCUUAAUGUCAAAUUCACGCACUGUAGAAUCGGGCUUUGUUUGAAGAGAAAUGCUAAUAAUGCUGCAGUAAAAUAUUUUGCUAAUUACCAGGUAAUUGUUUAUUUCUUUAGGCUAUACAGUUAUUUCAGAUAUAUUUGAAUCUUCUAAAAUCUAGGAUGUGAAUAGCAAACUUAUUGAAUUUUUGUCAUUAGAAUUUCCGAUUUGUUCAGUGUAAUAGAUAUAGUUAAGGGGUUUUCGUGUAGAAUUGUUCAUUUGUGUAGGAUUUUGAAGGUAAACUACCCAGACACUCAAUGACCCCUUUAUGCAUUUGUGAAUGGGGCACUGCAAGGACUCUAUGACUUGACCGGGAAGAAUUUGUGUGGGGGCAUCAGUGAAUGAAUGAAAAGGUGGAUGAUUGGACUUUAACCUCCAUCAGAAUGUGAACAGAUAUGGUAGUGGGACAAGAUGAACAUCAGCAGGCGACUCGCUGCCCUUAGAGCCAGUAAAGAUGGUCGCUCCGAAGAAUGUGAAUCGCUGUCGCUAGCCAGACAGCUCAGUAACCCGAAUCAGAAAUCCUGGAUUGAAAAGACAUUCUACAAAAGAGACUGCAUAAAAUUUAUCAAAAGUGCUAGAGAUGCAGGAAGGUGCUGCUGUGGCAGACCGGCCAGUUGGCAUACAGCAGAGGUCAAACCAGGGUCAACAGAGAGCUCCACCCCCAUUGAGAGGUGGCACCCCUAUACACACACGGAGACACUGCCCACCGAUGCCUAUGGUACUUUGGAAUUCCAGGGGGCUCCCCACCCCAGUAAAGCUCAGUAUGUGAGACUGAGCAGCUUUGACACAAAGGCUGAGAAUGUCCUUCAACUGUUGACCAGACACUGGGGGCUAGAGCUUCCCAAACUCCUCAUCACCGUCCAAGGGGGAAUCCUCAACUUUGACCUCCAGCCCAAGCUCAAACGAGUGUUCCGCAAAGGUCUUCUGAAGGCCGCCAAAACCACUGGAGCCUGGAUCAUCACUGGAGGGACCAGUACCGGUGUGACGAGGCACGUUGGGGAUGCCAUAAGUGACAGAGCUACUAAACUGAAGAACAAGGUUGUAGCCAUCGGCAUCGCUCCAUGGGGAAUUGUCGAAAACAAAGAGGAGCUGAUUGGAAAAGAUGUUGUUGUUCCGUAUCACUGUGUUUCUUCACCUAAAAGUAACUAUGCAGUUUUGAACAGCAAUCACUCCUACUUCCUGUUAGUUGACAAUGGAACUGUGGGAAAAUAUGGAGGAGAAAUUAUCUUCAGAAAGAGGCUGGAAAGGUUCAUUGCACAGCAAAAAAUAUCCAUAACCAGUGGCGUCCAGGGUCGUGGUGUGCCGGUGAUUUGUGUGGUGCUGGAGGGUGGUGCCAACACCAUCCGUUCGGUGCUGGAGUAUGUCACAGACAAACCGCCGGUUCCAGUGGUGGUGUGUGAUGGUAGUGGUAGAGCCGCAGACCUGCUGGCAUUUACCCACAAAUAUGCCCAAGAAGAUGGGACAAUGGUGGAAAGCUUGAGAGACCAGCUAAUUUUGACAAUUCAGAAAACUUUCCAGUACUCACCAGAGCAGGCAGAGAAAUUGUUUCUGGAGCUCAUGCUAUGUGUGAAGAAAAGAGAAUUGAUCACUGUGUUCAGGAUGGGGGAGGGAGCCCAGGACAUUGAUCUGGCCAUAUUGACUGCUCUCCUUAAAGGAACCAAUGCCAGCGCCCCUGACCAGCUGAGUUUGGCCUUGACCUGGGACAGAGUAGACAUAGCCAGGAGUCACAUUUUUACCUAUGGCCAGGAGUGGCCUGAAGGUUCCCUGGAACAAGCCAUGAUGGAUGCACUCAUUAAUGACAGGGUAGACUUUGUCAAGCUGUUGCUGGAAAAUGGAGUCAGUAUGCACACAUUCCUGACCAUUCCUCGGCUGGAGGAACUCUACAACACUAGACAAGGUCCUGCAAACACACUGCGAUAUCUAAUCAGGGAUGUAAGAAAGCAUGUGGUGUCGACCUACAACUACACAUUGAUUGACAUAGGAAUGGUGAUCGAGCACCUGAUGGGUGGAGCCUUCAGGUCGACGUACUGCAGGAAGCGAUUCCGACAGAAGUACAACGCUCUCAGGAGAAAUAACACGGCUGGCAACCUGCACAGCAUAGUGAUCGACCUACCUCUGAUGAUAGACACGAAGGAGGCCCAGGAGCUGUUUCCUUACCCCUUCCACGAUCUGAUGAUCUGGGCCGUCCUGAUGAAGCGCCAGAAGAUGGCGCUCUUUAUGUGGCAGCAUGGAGAGGAGGCCAUGGCCAAGGCCUUGGUGGCGUGUAAACUGUACAAGUCCAUGGCACACGAGGCGGAUGAAGACAACCUUGAAGUGGACAUCUCAGAACAAUUCCUCAACGACGGAAAGGAGUUUGAGAAGCUAGCGCUGGAGCUACUGGAGCACUGCUACAAGAUAGAUGACGACUACACCCAGCAGUUACUGACCUACGAACUCAAGAACUUCUCGGACCAGACCUGCCUCAGUCUGGCCGUUGACGCCAUGCACCAGGACUUUGUGGCUCACACCUGUUGUCAGACCCUGAUUAACGACCUGUGGAUGGGAGGUCUACGCAUGAGGAAGAACAGCAGUCUGAAGGUGAUUGUGGGAAUUUUCAUUCCUCCGUAUGCCAUGGCCCUAGAGUUUAAGACAAAGGAGGAACUACAGUUGAUGCCUCAGACAAUGGAGGAGCACCUUGAGGAGCUCGAGGACGACGACAGUGACACUGAGGACCUGUCCUUUAGCUCGCUAGACGAUGACAACGUUCAUGAGUACCCUAGCAUUUACACCAUCUCUGAUUCCCAGUCUGCCACUCAACUCAGUAUCAAUGGACACUCCAACGGGAAACUCAAACAAGCCCUAAACAAUCACAAGAGCAUGUACUGUGAUGACAUGAACAUGGACUCGACUCAGAUUAAGGGGCAGGAGAAUGGGAGUUGUCUCGUGGACACCAGCAGCACCAUGGAUUACUCGCACAUGCAGAACAAGAAGAAAAAAAGUCCUCUCAGGCUAGGCAAGAAGAUCUACGAGUUCUACAACGCCCCCAUCGUAAAGUUCUGGUUCUACACGUUGACGUACUUUGCUUUCCUGGCUGCUUACACCUUUGUCGUUCUUGUCAAAACCUACCCACAACCCACUUGGCCCGAGAUCUUUCUAAUGACCUACGUUUUCUCUCUAGCAAUUGAGAAAUUCAGACAAAUAGUGGCAUCGGAACCGGUGAAGAUCAGUUUAAAGUUACGUGUGUUCUUUAGUCAGUACUGGAAUAUAUGGGACUUGGUGGCCAUCUUGAUGUUUUCUACGGCAGUCGGUUUACGAAUGUACAAUGAAACGAGACAAGCGGCAAGGAUCAUAUACACGCUGAACAUUGUGUUCUUCUAUAUCCGUAUACUGGAGAUUCUGUCUGUGAACCAGUACUUGGGGCCCUACGUCAAAAUCAUCGGAAAACUGCUGCGGGACAUGUCUUACUUCCUGAUUAUCAUGUUGUUAGUGGUGAUGAGUUUCGGAAUCAUCCGUCAAGCGGUGCACUUCCAGAAUGAAGAGCCUUCGUGGUUCCUAGUUAGAAACAUGUUCUACUAUCCAUACUGGAUGAUAUACGGAGAGUUGUUUGCUGAUGAAAUAGACACUUGUACAGACCCUAUCCGGCACCCCGAAGGCUGUGUGUAUGGAUCAUGGGUGGCCCCCUUCUGUAUGUUUGUUUUCCUCCUCAUCUCCAACAUUCUUCUUGUCAACCUGCUCAUUGCCAGAUUCAAUGCAACUUUCAUUCGAAACAACGCCAAAUCUCGGGAGAUCUGGAAGUUCCAGCGUUACCAGCUGAUUGUGAAUUACGAGCUGCGACCCAUCCUCCCCCCACCCUUCACGUUCAUUAGUCAUAUAUACCUCACAUUCAAGUACAUCAUUCGAAGGUGUAAAGGCAAAAGGGAUUUCUUUGACAAUGGACUAAAGUUGUUCUUGUCCCCUGAUGACAAGGAGAAGCUUCACGAUUUCGAGGAAGAGUGCGUGGAGGAUUACUUCCGCUACAAAGAUUACAAAUUCCAGUCAUCAUCUGAUGAACGAAUCCGGGUCAUCAACGAAAGAGUUGAAAACAUGACCAUGAGAAUGGACGACAUCAACCAAAAAGAGAACUCCAUCAAGCUCUCGCUGCAGACCAUGGAUUACAGGAUGUCAAAGCUGGAGGAUGUGGCGCUCCAGACCAACGACACCUUGUCAGUCCUACGGACCUACAUGGCCAGAAGUGUCCGCCAUUUCAGUGGAGCAUCUUUUGGGAGUCAGAUGCACGAACCCAGCCUAGAGAGCCAGGACUCCAUCAUAGAAAACGACAUGGUCAUGUACGAGUCAGAUUCCUCUCCUUCUAAGGAAACGGACCUGGAAGCAUCGGACACGACUACUCCCUCAUUUACACUGGGCACGGAUUCCCCAACGAACACUUCCGUGGAGACCAACUCCACCAUGCGUAGCAUUCCCUCUCCAUUGUUAGUGCACACCAAAAAACCACUGAAGGAGGAACAGCUGGGCAAGGUCACUGAUUUUUCCAAACAGCAGAAACCACCCUCUAAACGGAAACUGCUGGAUCAAGGUCUGUUGAAGAGUCAGAAGUUGAUGCCUCUUCAGGAGUCGAGUCCAGUUCAGGAAUUCAAUGAAGGCAUUUCAUUGACUCAGCGCAGACAUGUGUCAACAGAACUAAGUGUGAACAUAGAGCUGGCUAAUGGAGGCGCUACGUCUGCUCCAGCAGCGACUCAUGCAUCAGAGGUGGAGAAGAACACAAACCAGUCCUCUCUCUACUCCACUGCUAGCAUUUCUUCAGACACUCAAACCUCUACUGGACUACCCAGUGGCGGAAUCGAUUCCUUUGCCAAUUCAGACAUGCAAAUGAGAAUUUCUCCAGGAAGUUCACGCCCUCCGUCAUCUCCCAGAAUCUCAAUAACCUCGGCCGUGUAUGGGCAGAGUAAGAAUGCUUUCCUAGCUCCCACUUCUGUGUCUCAGAUGACACCCAUUCUCACAUCCAUAAGUUCAGAAUACACCACAAUUACAGAUGAAAUAGACACUUCUUGUGUGGUCGACAAGAGCCCGCCAGGAAGUCCCAGUUCUUCUGGAACAUUUUUCGGAGAGGGAACAUCAGACAUGGAGAAAAAGCGAAAACAGUCCGAUGUGGUCACAGUGGAAAAUGUGAGACUGAAAAACGCAGAGGAACUACAGCAUCGCAAGAUGGAGCGCCUGAUUCAACAUCGACUGCGACAGAUUUCUCUGGACGAGUCGGAUUGCAUUAGUGAUAUCGCUAAACUGGUGGUCAGUGAUAUGAACCAGCAAGAGGAGAAUCACUCAGGACAGGAGGAGGAGGAGGAGGAGAAUUCAGAGGACAUGAAUGGAUCCAUGGAGAGCCUGGUCAUUAAUCAGGCCACGGUCACCUCAGAAGUCAUCGAGAUCAAGAUCCGACGUCCAUCCCAAGACAUAGAACCUGCCAAGGAAUGAUGCUGGCUCUAGUUAGACGCCCGUUUCUGUUAGAGUAGUUUUAUUUUUAGUGCAUUAUCUUGUUCAUUUCAUGCCAAAUGUACAGAUUUUUAUCAUAUUUUGUGUAAUCAACUUUAUGAUAUGGACAAAGCAUGCAAGUAUUUAUUGCAGAUCAUUUUUAAAAUGACUCAAAAUCAAGCAGAAUUUAAGGAAUCACAUUGUUUUCUGUAAUAAAAUACAAUCAGUUUCAUAAUACUUGUACAUGUUUAUAAUUAAGAUAAAAAGAAUUAAGAUUGUCACAUUAUUGAAAAAUGUAUCUGAUCUCUGUGCUCAAGAUUUAUUCUCUCUGUACAUAUUACGGUACUUAGAAGGUUCCAUGAGAACCCAAGUGCUAAAUUAUGUAGAGACAGUGCAAUCUAUGUCUGGGAGCUAGUUGUAAUAAGAGUUUUAUUUCUGAGGAUAAUGUGUGUACAUAAAGAAAUCUUAUAUAAAGAUAUUUAUGGGUGUUCAUUAUGUUUCGUCUGUGGGUGUUGAGGAUGUUUUGAGUUUUUACCAUCGGACUGUGAUAAAUACAAUCUGUGUCCAAAACCAGACCAGGUAUACGCUACUGAUUUUUACCUCUGUAUUGAGAAUUUCUUUCAUAGACUGACAUUGUUUGCUCACAACAAAUAUGGAUUAUAUAGUAUGGGUAUACGUCUUUCGGUAUGAAUAUAUAUGUAUAUAUAGAAUAUAUCUCCUUUUACAUGUACUACUUUAUUGCAAUUUACAUGCAAACACACACAAAUAUGACAUGAACAAAACUCUAUGGUUACCUUCUGCUGUUUUACAUGCAGCUGCUUCUGAUUAAACUGUGUGUGACAGCCCUUCUGAAGAAUAAUCUCACACAAACAAUUCACUAUUAUUCCUUAAUUCAUAAAAUUGUCAAGACAAUGACAAAAUCUGAUCAAAAUCAGGCAUGCUGAAUCUAAAAUAAUGUGUGCAGUUUGAUUCAGAUUUUUGUGCAAGAUUUUGUAUAUGCAUGAGGGAUGUUUUGUGGCAUCUAAAAUUCAUAUUUUUAUUAAUAUGCAUUAAGUUAUUUAACAUUUUUACUAUAAAUAUUUGAAUAACUAUAUUUAUACUUAUAUUCUCAAUCUUUACAUUAUUUCUAUAUGUUUCUUUUGUUUGUUUAGAUUCAAUUAUUAUUGCUGUUGGUUUUUUCUGAUUUCUUUCUCCAUUGUAUUUGUUUUCUACAUUAUGUAUCAAAAUUGAAAAAGAGUUAAGCCUCUAAUCAGAUUUUGUUUACAAAGAGAGUGCUUUUUGUUACCUUCUGUGUUGCAGUAGUAAAUUUUCUUGUCUUUUUUUUCUUGCAUCAAAUUUUUGCAUGGAAAAAGUAUGAAUAAUGAUGUUAUACUUUGUGAAGCAAACCAAACAGUGACGGACACUACUUUCAGUGAUGGUGCCAAAUCAUUUCCACAGGCAGUGUUAACCAGGACUUAUCAUAAGUCUGUUCAUGUUUGUUAGACACAUAUUUUAGUUUGUAAGAAAUUAUUGUACAAUGUACAAGGUUCUGUUAAACAGGUGUUCAACUUUUGUGUAGAAAACUGCUAUGUGCUUGCCAUUCUAGGAAAACAAUUGAAGUUUUCAGUAUGACUAAGUAAUAAGUUUGUUCUAGUUAUCUAUCUGAGGGUAUAAUUUCAUGCCAUAUAGUCACAUACAAGCGAGAUAUUUUGUGCUUGAUAUAUUGUUUUCACUACAAAGUUGUUUUGUUUUCAAUGGUGUUCAGCAUUUACCUCCCUUUUUUUUUGCUGCAUAUAAAUGGGUCAAUCUUCAGAAAAUUAAAAAAAAAUUGUUACAAAAUCCCUGAAUUUGUUACAAAGCAAUAAUAAAUUAAUGAAAAGACACAA